AUGAUUCCCGCCAACGCACUCGUAAAUACGAUCCAGUUGGGCAAACCUAAACGUUCUGGUGCACCCAAAAGCCGAAGUGGCUGUAUCUCAUGUAAACGAAUGCACUUGAGAUGUGACGAGGCGAGGCCAGCUUGUAGGCGAUGCGAAAGAUCACAUCGAAUCUGUGAAUACGGAGAAGCCACCCAAAAGGCCAUCCAACCUCUCACAGCCCCCAAAGUUCUUUUGCCAAAGCAAGACCCUUCGAGUCAUAAAGACUUCACCCCUCUCCUGUGCCAGCCUAGAUCCUCCAGUUUGGAGCCCCAUGAAGCACCAUACUUCGAUCUCUUUCGUUACCAAAUGGCUCAUGACUUUGGUUACACCCCUUGUACCCUUUUCUGGAACAAAGUCAUACCGCGGGAAGCCAUGAGCGAUGACUGUGUCAAGUUUUCUGUCUUGAGUGUCGGUGCGCUCAUGCAAUCUCUGUACCGUCUUGGUCCAAGGCCAUAUACUGGCUUGAAGCCUUCCUCGGACCUCUCUAGGGCAUCCAGCGACCCAACGUAUCGCAUCGCUCUGCAUUACCACUCAAAAGCGAUAUCUGCCUUACAAGCCCGGAUCCAGUCAAAUUUUGCCACUGUCUCUCGGCGGAAUACACUUAUCAACAUGUUCAUCCUGUUUCUCUUCGAGCUAAUGCACGGGAACACCGCGACAGCUGAUCGUAUGCUCACCAGCAGCGUAGAGCUAUUACGACAGCAGAAAGAUCAAUUGGCAGAAGAAGUCAAUGAAGGGUUCGAGCCGCAGCCAGAACCUAUCUACACCGCAAUCUCCAACGAUGAGGGAUUGGACCAAGCUGAGCGGAUUCUUCCCCGUUUGCAAGUCUUCUUUAGUCUGAACUCCUGCUUCUUUCCUUUGCAGCGAGACUGCUGGUCGCGCUUUUCUACCCAAGCAAUACCUUGUACGGUACCUUCAGCAAAAGCAGACUUUAACCAAUUUGCCGCUAUGUGGAAUAGUUUCAUCACUCGCGCUGUAAUAUUUGUCGUUAAGACCUUGCAAGAUCGCUCGUACUGUGAUACAUUCCACAGAGCGUCUUUGAUGGCACGACGAGAUAUGCUCCUGGAACAGCUUCGCAAAUGGGAAACUGUCAUCAUCGAAAGACUGGAAGUUGAAACAGGCAUGGUUGCUAAAAAUACAACUAGGAUAUUUCACGUUGGACAAAAAGUUGUCUACAUCCUCCUGAACUGUUGUCUUGACCCUAUGGAGACAGAGUACGACAAAUACGAUAACAUCUUUGCUGAUAUCAUGGAGAUGAUGCACGCUGUCGAGCAUACUUCGGGUUCAUCGACGCGAGUCGAGACUGUCUUGGACAUCUACGUUCUGCCUGUCCUCAACUUUGUAUCGCAAAAGUGUAGGAACAAGGCUAUCAGAUUGGACUCUCUGAACCUGUUCGAAAGGAUGACAUCUACCAUGGGCGGCUGGGAGACCAGAGCCAGUUUGUUAGCGCGCAGACGUCUUAUGGCGAUUGAGGAGGAUGGUCGCGAUGAACAGGGUAUUAUCCCUGCAGGCUCUAGAUACAUCUGGACUGAUACAACUUGGGACAAGGACCAGACUUAUCUAAUUGCCUACUUUCACGAGGCUGGGUACAGAACUCUUUGUAACAAGGUGGUCGAGGACAAUGUUUAUUUAGAGGAGCAGAAAUAA
Messenger RNA from Fusarium verticillioides 7600, 1674 nucleotides. RefSeq lists its product as hypothetical. The record is from RefSeq and is a predicted model, not a curated record. Gene Ontology annotation, molecular function: zinc ion binding; DNA-binding transcription factor activity, RNA polymerase II-specific. Lineage: Eukaryota; Fungi; Ascomycota; Sordariomycetes; Hypocreales; Nectriaceae. The transcript is spliced from 2 exons. Bases 1 to 1674 code for a protein of 557 amino acids. Gene Ontology annotation, biological process: regulation of DNA-templated transcription.